AAAUUUCUUUGUCUCCCGUGUACGCAAGCAGCUCCCCAUAGAGGACGACGACGUCGAUCGGUUUCUCCCGUGUACUGCAAAGUUUGUUCCCAUUUGGAAACUCAAAUCGUACCCGUUGGAAAGCGGAAACUUGUCCUAGCGACGUGUGACUACAUUUGCGAGUGCAAUUGGACCUGAGUGCGCGUCACUGAGGUGGUCCUCUAGCAAUAGUUUUCAGUUAUUUGCGGGCCAAGAAAAAAAACCUUUGGGCCGUGUAAAAACAACCACGAACAUUUUUCACGUACGGUAUGAUCGUGUGUGCGCGCGGGUGCAAGCGAGAGGCAAGCGGUUUUGCGGUACGUGCUUUAGUGGUAUGAGUGAAUCGGUGUUGCGUACGCGAAAGAGAAGUUUGAUGCCAAAGGAAAUAUACAGCAGACAGCAGUGUUGCCUGCGAGUGUUCCAUUCAGCAGAUCCCGUCGGCUCCGUACGACGACGACGCCCGUGUCAAAGUGACGAAAGUGUCAGUGAACGCUGCCAGCCAGAAUCGCAGUGUGCGUGUGCAUUUUCGGUACGGUUUGGCUUAAGUUGGCAGUAUUGUGGUUUGCAUCGAAUGUAGAGAUGUGAACCUGCGAACGAUCGGAGCGAAUGAGAAAGAAGUAAAAGAAAAAAAAACCGAUACACAGGCUGACCAGUGCUAGCCGCAGGGAGAAAGCUUGGCCCAUCGGACCGAAUGCAAUGCUGAAUGGUUGUUUCCCGAAUGGAAUGCUACUGGCAGAAUUUUGCCUGUUGGACGCAGCGAAAGAGCUCUGAAUAAUCAUAGCAAGUCGACUGAAUUCUGAUCGGCUGACGUUCAUUUUGCACGGCAGUGAAGUGAUUAGAUGAGGAGUUAGUGGCAGCAGAGUGGUGUAGAGUGUUAAUAACCUCUUGAUGUGCAAGUUUUCCCCCCGUCUCUCUGUCCUUGUACAGCUCGUGUAUUCCGGUCGCUCCAUACAAGACAGCUAUGAGGGAGAAAUCGGUUUUGACUGACACUUGAAUAAGUUAACAAACAGGCGAGCGGAAAUUUUAAAACUUUGAACUGGAACUGUUCUGUGUGGAAGAUUAACAUACAUUACGGAAGUGUGUCGCCAGAACACCUUGAAGAGUAUCCUUUCGCGAGUCCAGCCGUGCGGUCGGUAUUCUGUCAGCCAGCCUCUGUGUACAAACACAGAGCGCACACGCGUGCUAGUGGGACUCGCUGGAACGGGACAGUAGUUGGCAGUGUUGGUGUGGCAACUGGUGAAGGAUAAGUAGCGUGUGAUGUUUUGCAUGAAGCCGAUUGCGCUGCAAUAGUAGUAGUAGUAGUGCCAGCGAGACGCGUUGCUUACAGCUGUAGUGGUUUCCGUGCUUGUACGUGCUCUGCUGCUCGCUACAUCGGUAUAAUAUUUUACAAUCGUUUCCCAAAAUAGUGUGUAUAAUUGGAAAAAUCAUGUUUUUCUAAGCUGUCGCGAUAAAACGAAAAUCUAGCAUCGAUCCAGCGGAAAAUCACAGUAUAAACAAGUAACAUAAACAGUGACUACCAGAUUCGGGAUAAUUUUUCCGAAAAAUUCAAACGACGAUUAAUUGUGCAAGUUCCGUGUGCAAAUCGGGCUCCGCGAGAAUCCAAAUCGCUGCUCACCAUUUGAUGAACCCAAAGAAGAGGCCCUUCACGGUAAAAGUGUGCAUUAGACCCAGAACGGGAAAGUGAAUACAGACAGAGCGGUUAGCAAACACACAAAAAACUACCCACAAGGCGAAACGAAAAGACGAAAAAAAUCCCAUCCAUGAGCAAUGGAAGCAACUUAAAUUACAGUGGAAACCUAGUCCGGUCGUCAUAGGUUCGAACUUCUCAGAUGAAGAGUGCGAGAUUUUUUGCUGACCGUUUGUUUUAUUUUUCUUUUGUCCAGCUUGUGUAGUUCGUGGAAGUCACGCACGGUAUACAGACGACGACGACGGCCAGGAAAGUGAGGAAUGUGUUCCGCCAUUGAAAUAUAGUUUGGGGCCCGCUUUUGCGAAAGUGUUUACUCGUGUACAAGACGGCUUCCGAAAAAAGUUUGAUCCGGUCGGGACAACCUUUGAUAAAUCAGUAAGAAUCAACACGGUUCGAUAUUACGCAGGAAGUAUUCCGGAUCCUCCGUGCGAAGCGUUCAUUCAUCAGUGUAUGUGUGCGUACGUGUGCAUGUAUUUUCCUUUCGCUGAAGCGAAGUGAAAACGGGAAAAGUAAUAGAAUAAGGUGCUGAAUAAUCAAUCAAAUGGGAUGCCAAACAGCGGGCAUCCAUCGAUGAAGGAUAAGAAGCAGGAAGAAAAUCCGAAUCGUAAGCGCACAGGCCACAAAAGCUUCUCUCGGAAAUAUCUGCCAACAGUGUUGUGUGCGGUGCCUGUAUAUUAUUAAUUGUGUGUACUAGUGUGCGUGUCCGUCUCUCCAUUGUUAUCUGAAAUCGAUUGACGACAUCGCGCUUGUCAACUGCUCCUUGAUAAAAAAGUGGUAUAAUUUGUUGGCCCAUGGCGUAACGAAAUUUGCCUAUCAGUGAAGAAGGUAGUGCUUAAACAGGCUUAAGAAAAAAAAAGUUCCAAUCAAAUGUUUGUGAAGCAACAGCAACAAAAAGCAGUGGUCCCCCGUAGUCAAUAAUGUGUCCCAGGUGUUGCGGGGUCGAGCCAUGGAAAUAGAUGUGAAGCAGAGUAAGCAGCGCAACAAACGACGGGAACGGGCCCAACGUAUGAUAGCCGAGCGGGAUAAGGAUGCCGCCACCGAUGGUGCUGCUGUUACGGCUGGUGGUGCUAGUACCGUGGGAAGUACCGGUGGCCCUGGCGGCAUCGAUCCAGACGACAGUGCCGACGAGGACAUGCCGGUAAGCCGGGAAAAACCUCCACGGCCUACGGUUCGUCGCAAGCGGAAGGAGAAGGACCCUUCACCCAUUCUCGAGGAAGACAUUAUUGAUGGUUUCGCGUUCCUCGCGUUCAAGUCGUACGAGGACCUAGAGUUCGCCAUCAAAAUCGCCAAUAAGCGCAACGAGAAGCGCCUAUCGUCGAUUGUCGAGCUGACGUCGAUCAUGGUGGACGACAAACCGCCAAAAAUUAUCGACACGACCGCUCAGAAGCUCGACCAGCAGAAGGCUGCCGAAGCGGCUUGGAAUUCGGCGGCUGCAGCGGCUACUGCUGCGGGAACGGUUCCCACUAAUAAUGGAACCGGUGCCGUUCCGUCAAACGGUACCAACGGCACCGCUGCCGGACCGGGCGUUAUGAAUGGCGGCAGCUGCGGUAGUAGUAGUAGUAGUAGCAGUAGCACCAGCAGUUUAAGUAGCAGUCUAGGUGCCGCUAGCAGUGCUGCCAGCGGCUUGGCUGUUGGCAGCAGCAACAGCAACGGAAGCAGCAGCAGUAGCCUCAGUGCGCUCAGUUCCGGUAUCAGCAGUAGCAGCAGCAGUAGUAGCAGUAGCAGUAGCGGUAUCGGAAGCAGUAUUGGAAGCAGUGCGGUUAGUGUGAAUCACACCAACCACAACCUUUCGCUGCCACCGAACGUCGAUCCAGGCACCUCGGACGACAGUGGCCGAGCCUCGGAACGACUCACCACCUCGUCGGUGGCCCAGCGGGAUGCGGACAGCUCGCGGGACCGGCUAAGCGAUGCCAGCAGUCGGUGCAGUUCCGGCAAAGGAUAUAUCUGUGAUAGUGAGGGAGACGAUGAUAAGGGUUCUGAUGGAGGGUCAGUUGUGUUCGCAUCCACGCCCCAGACGCAACCGGCGCAGGUGGUGCCACCGGCAGUGGGAGCGGCGGCUCCCAGCCCAGCGGUACCUCGUAAGUCGGACUUCCCACCGACCGGGCUACCGCUCAGCAAUGGUCCGCUGGCCGGACUGGCCGGCAGUGCAAGCCCGGUUCCGGUUCCACCCGGAGCUACCAGUACAGGCCCUGCUCCACCGGCACCAUCCCCAGCGCCCGCAGCGCUUCCACCUCCCAGCCUGCCACCGCCUUACCCCACGACACCGAUGCAGGUAUCGAAUGGCCCGAUAGGAGGAACCCAUCUGACCCCGAUAGGCGGAGGGCAUCCUGCUGCGGUAGCGUCACCUCAGUCGCAGCAAGCCGUGGCGUCACCUCAGCAACCGCAGCCGCCUGCUUCUCCACAGAUAGCGGGUCUAAGUGGUAAACCGCUGCUACCGACGGCUUCGGCAAAGAUUCCAGCGGCGAGUGGAGGUAGCGGCCCGUUGGGUGUUACAUCUGCUACGGCGACAGCGACAGCAGCACUAUCAACCAUUGGUGGCAAGCAAGGUUCGCCACAAUCCCCCCUGCAGCAGCAGCAGCAACAAGCCAUUGGAUCGGUGCAGUCUCCCGCAAUGCAGCAGCCACCGACUCCUCAAUCUCAGCCACCACCGUCGCCUCAACAGCUGCCUCAGCAGCACAACAGCAACAGUAACAGUAGCAGUAGUGGCAACACUGGUGGUAGCGGGAAGCCUUCAUCGGUUCCGAGUUUUAUCGGAGCUGGUUCCUCAUUUGCACCUUCAACGACUGCUUCGGCUCCCUUACCGAAUGGUCUACCACUAGUAACAGGACCAACCAAUCUGUCGAAUAGCUUGGGACCAACCAGUGGUGGUCAGCCGCUGCAUAGCAAUAGUAGCAGUAACAGUGCAGCUCCUUCAUCACUGCCGUUGAAUAUACCGCACACACCCCCUGCAGCUACUCCCGCCAGUGGUCAAAGUCCUGCUAUCCAUCCGUCGGUGGAAAGCUCCCUGGCAGCACUGCGAACUCACAGUCCCGUAGUGGCAACAAGUGUUGCUCUCUCGGCAGCCGUUACCCCAACUGGUCUGUUGAAUGGAUCUCAUAUGACCCAUCCGGGAAUGCCACCAUCGGCUUCAAUGAUGAUGCAGAACGGUAUUGGUAGUAUACCUCCUCACUAUCGUACGGCAUACCCCGGUUAUCCGCCUCUGUACGCUCACUACGGCACUUACGGUAAUCCAUAUCUAUCACCAUCGGUGGCCCCACCGAAUCUUUCUCCUCGAAUGCACCCCGUGGGUCCACCAGGACUUGGCGGGUUGCCUCCAUCAAUGAUGGGUCUAGGUUUAAUGGAUUCCCGGUUACAACCACCGAUGUCCGCAGCCAAUGGAAGUCCAUCACAAAUACGGAGCGAUCGGGACGCAUCGCCGAUGGGUCAACCUCCAACGAAAACCAUGCGGCCUGUCACUCCCAAUACUAACAGCAACGGUAGCAAUAGUAACUCAUCUUCGGCUCCUCCUUCAGCGGCGCCGGGAGGUCCUCCUUCCGGCGCCAGUAGUGGGUCGCACAUACCAUCUCCACACGGAAUGAGCACGGCCGUUCCACCUGGUGCCACACCUCCUACGCACCCCAGCGGUGGUGCAUCGUCGCAUCUUCUGCCUCCUCAUCAUCCUGCAGCCGCAUCACAGCAGCCACCACCGCUCUCUCAUCAGCAACCACCUCCGCAUUUAGUAGGACCUUCCUCGCAUCAUCCGCUGGUGGGAUCACUUCUACCAGUGCUACCACCUGGAAGUCAUCAUUUACCGCCAGCAUCCCAUCACCCGCCCACCAGCAGCAGCAACAACAACAGUAGUAGUAGUAGUAAUAGCAAUAAUACCCAUCCACCACAUCCGGCGGCUUCCAGCGGCAGUAUGACACGAACGCACUCCCCGCGUGGGCAUAGUCCCAAUAGAGAAAGAGAUAGUUAUAGUAGUAACGUAAGUAGUUUAUCCCGUUCUACACCCGGUUCGGCGCUACCGUAUGGCAGUGGGGGCAGCAGUACAAGCAGUGCCAGCACUGGUGGCCCACCCCCGGGUCCAUCUCCAACGCUUCCUUACAGUUCGGCUGGUCCACCUGCACUCUCCUCUCCGGCAGCGAUGUCAUCCGUCUCGUCAGCCUCGUCGUCGAUGCCUACGUCUGCCGUUUCUUCUAGUCUUACCUAUCCUAAACCUUCGCUAGCCACAACCACCAGUUCCAGCAGUAGUCUACAACCAGCAGGUCCUGGUGGAUGGCAUCCAUCGCUGACAGCUUCGGCCGGAAUCCCGCCAUCACAUUCGCCAGCUGCCUCGGCGACCGGCAACUCCAGUGUAAAUAAUAACAGUUCUUCCUCUCAAUCGCGACCAACUCCUCCUUCACCUUCUGCCUCGUCUGCUGGACCAACACCUUCAACGCUCUCUGCCGUACCGCCGACAUCAUUCCCGGUGCCACUGUUCACGGCACCGCUGCCACCUCCGGUCGUCUCGACGGCAUCAACCCCCUCGCAACAAUCGGCACCGUUGCCGUUCUCGGCCGAGUCACUCUUUUCAACGAAAGUUUCCGACCAGGCAGAUAUGUUACGACGUGAAUUGGACAAUCGGUUUCUGGAUCGAAGUGGGCUAAGCUCGGUUCCACAAUCACCGUAUCUGCGGCAGGAACUGCAUCACCACCAGCACCAACACACGCACCUGCACCAGCAUCAACACCAGCAUCAGCAUCAACCAAUACUACCGACAGCGGCGGCUGCUACUCCAGCCCUCUUUCCACCACCGCUCUUCAAAGACGUACCGAAAAUAGGUGCCGUCGACUCACCCUUCUACCGCACCGGACUGGGUAUGCCUGCCUAUCCUGGCUACGGGCCUGGGAUCCUGCAUCCAGGCCUGAGUGGACCAACGCAAUUCGUUCCACCAAGCCAUUUGCAAUCGUUCGUGCCGAAGCAGCAGGCACCUCCGGUUGAUCCCAACAAGAAGAAGACUGGCAAAUGGAAUGCUAUGCAUGUGCGGAUAGCAUGGGAAAUUUAUCACCACCAGACUAAGCAGAACCCGGAUAAAGCCGCCUCCAUGAAGACAGCAUCGGAUAUGCUGCGACCGCCGUCACAUAUGUACCCACCAUCGGCAGCGGCUGCGGCGGCGGCUGCCGGUCUCGUGAGACCACAUGAUCUUCCUACGCCAGCCUAUCCACCAACCGGAAUGCCAGGACGGCCUGGACCAUAUGAAUCGGCACCUCUGCCGCCUAGUUUUAUCAGUUCGGCUGCUAGUCAUUUAGGUGUAUCUCCCUUUGGCCGAUAUGCUUCACCAUACGGUGCUUCGCCCUUCGGUGGAUUAUCACCGUUUUCUCGUGACCUUCCACUCGGAUCUCAGAUGCCCGGUUCGUUACACGAUCCGUGGAGAAGAAUCCUUUCCAGUGCAAUACCACGAAGUGUGGGUACGUACCCGUCGGCACCGCCUCCUGGAGCGGCCGGAGGAUGGCCCCCGGCCAUCAAGCAAGAUCCCAGCAUAGCGGCGGAGACAGCGCGCCGCGAAGCUGAGGAACGAGAGCGGCAGCGGGAACGUGAAGAACGGGAACGAGAACGCCAGAGGCGGGAACGAGAGGAACGGGAGAAACAGCGCGAACGAGAACGAGAGGAAAAGCUACGCAAGGAACAGCAAGAACGAGAGCGUGAACGGGAAAGAGAACGGGAGCGAGAGCGAAAAGAAAAAGAACGACGAGAAAUGGAGCGGCGAGAAAUGGAACGUGAGCGGAUAUUGCAGCAGCAGCAUCAGCGAGAGUCGAAGGCAGCGGCUGCGGCUGCAAGCGCAAAUUCUAUGGUUCGGGAUCGAUCUCCACUUAGAAACGGCACGGAGCUGGACAUUCGGAUCAAAGAAGAGCCACGAAAGGACGACGAAAUGCUUAUGCGGAGUCAAGCGGCUGCUGCGGCGGCCGCAGCUUCCGAUCCUCGCUAUCACCCCUCGAUGAUACCUCACCCGUACAUGGCCAGCCGUCAUGCACAUAUGAUUCCUGGCACCCAGUUUUCACGAUCGAUGCUGCCACCAUCCAUGGGCAUUCCUUCGCAUUUUCCACCCCCUACACCUUGGGGACCUCCGGACCCCUUCCGAGAUUAUCGGUUGGAGUCCCUACACCAGCUUCGCUAUAACCCUCUAAUGGAUGUGUACCGAGCGGAAGAGGCUAAAGCUUCUCUGCUUUAUGCAGCUCAAUCGGCAGCACAUUAUCGAAGUAAAGAGCCCAGUCCGGUGCCACCACCACCCUCCCAUCAUCGAAUGCCACCAGGAGCGCCUGGUGGACCUCCUGGAGGACCACAAGGUGGCGGAGGUCCUCCUGGUAGCCUGAAACCACCCUCCUCGCACCACGGACCGCCCACAAAUGGUCCCGGCCCUGGAGGAUCUCAAGGACCUCAAGGAGGACCGCCACCAGGCUCCGUGCAAGGAAUGCCCGGUGGAGGACCGAUGCCGGUGUCGGUCGAUAUGCACAAAAAGGAAGAUUCCUGCCAGUCACGAUGAUAGUCCGCAGCGUCCGCAUCAUUAAUCGUUAUCGAUGACGAUUGAGGGAGCAGGCAGACAACUGGAAACACAAAAACACUCACAUUAACAUAAGCAUACAUCCAAACCUAAGCAAACACAAGCAGCAAAUCGAAUCAAAAUCGUACUAUCUCGAUGUUAAACAGUUUGCGUGCGUGCAACGCAUACACAAUAGAUGCAUGUGAUUGGGAGGUAGAGAAAUGGUCGGUGACGUAGACGAAUGUUUAAAGUAGAACAACAACUGGUGAUAUUUUUAUCUUGUAAUUAGCGUUACAACAAUUCGACACACACAAAAAGGGGAAAAAAGUGUAAAAACAGCGGUAGUCGGGAGCACACAUACAGAAGCAGAAGCAGAGAGGGAAAUUAUUAGUGAGAUAUUUAAUAUAUAUUCAAAGGAAAAACAAACAAAAAAAUGGGAACGUAAAAAUAAGCCCCAGUUUUCCCACGUUCCGGGAGCAACGGACUGUGUGGCAAACAAAAAUUGUGCAUUUUUUCCAAUUUAGUGGAAAGCUAGAAACCGGAAGCAGCUGUUCUCAAUCAUUAACUGCUAGAAGAGCGGAACCGUGCAAAACACGAAAGGGUCAGGAAAGCGCUUGACCGGCGAGUAAUGGUUUAGUUUAACAGCUACCAAAAACAACACAAAACGAAGGCGUAGCAGGAGGCAGGCUGAAAACCGACAAUUAAGAACAGCAAAAAAGAAAGGAAACCACAAACGCAUGUACUAUAUACCUAUACAUAUAUACAGUGUAAAUGUUAAGUAGUGAUAUUUGUAUAAACAAAAUAAUUUAUAUUAGAAGAGCAACAGAAAAUUACCGAUGUGUUUACGUAGGUCCAAUACAUGUAGGGGCACACUUUUGCCCGCUGUGUUGUAUAUACCUAGUAAUAGUUGCAAAACGAUGCAUGCACACACACAUACAAACAAACCAACACAACAACUCGCUACACAACUAUUCGGGGGGAAAGAUCGAGCAGCAAAACAGUGCACAACAACAAUAACAACUGCUACAACGGAACUCUAUGAGGGAUAAAAUCUGUUUCAGUGGUGAAGUUAGUCAAACGCAUGUUUUGUUUAAUUGGUUUAGGCAUUUUUCCAGCAACUAUUUGUUGUACGCUUUAUUUUUUGCUGGCAAUUUGUGUUCAAUGUUUUAGCCUGAGUUUAUGAUUACUUUUGACUGCAGGUUUUCUUGUUUAUAUCUGGUUACCUUUAAUGUCUCUGUGCUCAAAUUCUGCGGUACGGUACUCCGAAGAAUGCCAUAAUGGAGUAACAAUUGUGUAAUCAUUGUGUUGAAAAAUGUUUUUCAAAUUAGAUGGCUCUUGUUAAUUUACUCCAAAACGAUAAGUUUUGUGUGGUUGGCAACUCACAUGUAUUUUUAUCAUGAAUAUUAGAUGAUAGUAUUAUUCUGUGCUUUAGUAAUGACACAUACUCGCCAAAAAAGAAAUAGAAUUGCAUCUAAAUUAUUGUUACGAUCUGCGAUCCUAAAUUCGGUCACAUCUCAGAACUGGUUCCACACGUGGUAGACGCUGUGAAAAUUAUUGGACUUACUUAAAAACUCAGCUGUCAUUCUGAUGAAAAGACAUGCUUUUGUGGAAGGGUUUUUUUGCGCUGAUUAAUCUGAAGGAAAUAGAUUUGAGUCUAACAAACGUCUUUAAUGAACGGAUGUCGACAGUUGUUUCAUAAUUUACCGAAACAUCAGUAUUUAAAGGAACUUACAGAUUGAAAAAGUAAAAUAAAUUAUUGAACACUUGGAUUGAAAGUAAGUGUGUAGGUGUUUAUCACUACUCAAAGCUGAAAAUCUUGUCACGCUGAGAUAAUUUCUAUAUUAUAAAAUAUAUUUCAAAACAACGAUAUUUCUUGAAAGCAAGUUUUAUUCUCUAAAGUGGAUCAGGUAGCACCAUGGACGAUACUCAAAUCGGAAUAACACAUGUUAGCAAUCAAAUUUGCCAUAAGCCUGUUCAAAAUUAUAAAGCUGGAAGUAACAUAGAUUCCACUUCUAUGUUGUGCUGUGAAUUUCUUCGGAGUACUUAAAAUUUUCACUAUUGGAUACCUCGAGAAGCAGACUGAACACUGAAGUAAGUUUGUGAGUAUGAUAAACAUUAAAAGACUUUUUUUGCAACACAAAAACACAUUUAUUUGUUUGAUUUUUUCACUAACAAUGCAAUGAUACGUUCUUAAAAACGACCACUAGAUAGAGUAGUCAAUGUUUCAUUAUAUUCCCAAAAAAUAGUUCUCAGAGAUAUCUGUAUGUGUGAGUUAGUAGUGAUUCCCUUACACAUAAGCCAUUGUGCAGCACCAGAACCUUGUCAAUAACCAGCGUUGCUUUCAAACGUGUAGAACUGAUUCUAGCCUGUCUGUGCGUGUGCUGCUUAAUUAGAACACACGCACGCGUUCGACUACACCCUUAAGCCGACUAAAGGGUGCUUUUAAAUCAACACAAUUCACAAACAUUGACUCAUUUAUUGUUAAAUCAUACUUUUUGGUUCUUCUUGCCUCCAAAAUUAUCAGUAUUGUUUGUUUCUGUUGCGCAUGUGAAACAUGGAAGAAUCUCAUAAACCAGCAAGGACGGUUUCUGCUUUUUUUAAAUCAUAAAAGUAUAUUCCCCAAUCAGUCCUUUUUAGUAUUGGACGCAAAACCUGUACGUGAACGUUGCAAACUCAUCCCAACAACAAAUGGAUACAAGAAUACGCACUAGGUCACCUUCACAUACAAAAAGAGCGACCAUCAAAAUAACAUCAACAAGAGAAUAGUGAAACUACUCGCUAUUACCCGGCAGAUUGACGAAAAAAUCACAGAAACAAUGUGCAACUCUCGCCUAGGAACUGUUUAUAUGUAAAAUUUUAGCGUGUAGGGCUCUUUUACAAAGCGACGCGAUUAAGAGAAAGAGAAUGUCGAUGUGUAGAAAUUUUCUUCGCAGGCAAACACAUUCUCUUCUCGUCCAACAACAACAAGAAACCCCCUUAACAAAAACCAUUUGAAGAAGGGUCGAAACAAAAGAAAUGGUGAAUGAAAAUUAGGAAGCGCAAGCUAAAGAAAUAAAAAAAGCAAGUAGAAAAGUAUAAUUUUUUUCUAAUAGGUCUAAACUAAAGGCUAAGCUCGAAUGUUUAAGCGUGUGCGCGAGAGAUUGAAUGCGCUGACUCCAGUGAAGUCAGCGUAAUCGUGUAAAAAACAGUGUACGCCAGGUGUAAGAGCGAACUAACGACGGAAACGGUGAUUAAUAAUCAUUAAACAAAAACACACACACAUACAUAUAAAUAUAUAAAUAGAGAUAUGAGAGCUACGAGCAGUCAGACUAAGAAUCGAUGUGAGAGAUAAUUAUUAUUAUUAUUAAUAUUAUAAUUAUUAUUAUUAGUAUUGUAAUUAAAUUGAAACAAGAAGGAAAUAUAAACCGCGAAUAUUUAACGAAAAAAAAAGAAAAUGCAAAACACAAAGAAUUCGGAUUAUAGCGACUAGAAGAAAUUUAACACAAAUCAACAAACAAACAAACGCUGAGCACUCAAAACAAACAACAACGACGCUCAAACAAGCAAUUCCGCCCCCUCCGGAUGAGAGCGCGCAGUGGAAUGAAUUGGCAAGCGUCUUAAAACAAAAAGCAUACAGAAACAUAUGAAACAUGAACUCAACGUGGCAAAACGAGGCCCAGCUUCGGGCACGGCGAGAGGGAAAGCAGCAGCAAGAAAAAAAUAGCGAAAAGCGGACUUUCCACGGUAAAACACUGAGUGUACAACAAAAGCGCAUCAUCGUCGUCUCUGCCCUCGGCAGCGGUCGGUUAGGUUUUGUAGCUUAAUUUAACUACUUUCCCAACAUUUUUUUAUUUAUUUGAUAGUAAUUUUUAAAUAAAACAAUAUUGUGAAACGGGAAACGCCAAUCAAUCAAUAAUUCGUUUUUCGUCGCCUGUCAAUAUUUUUAUUAUUUUCUACGAAUAAAUGCAAAAUAUUUAAAGAUUAUUUUUGCUGAGUUUUUAUUUCGAUCCCUGCCCACCCGCAAAUCCCACUUAACCCAUUGUCAAGGACCGUUUGGUUAUUCGUUAUCUGUUGAUUUGUAUUUUACAAUUGUUAUAGUAAGCAAGCAGCCCCGCGGUUUUGGAAUCGAUCCGAAAGAGUCAUGGCAGAACCCAGGGCCGUUGUGUGUGAUUCAUUCCAGCGAAUAAACAGACAAGAAAAACAUUGAUACAAAAAUGGAAACGACGAGCUGAUGCGGGUGAACAAUAGCGAGAGGGAAAUGGAAGUUAAACACCCAAAAAAAAGUUUACUAAAGAAGUGCAAGCGAGCGAAAGAAAGAAAAAACAAAAACAAACCCUAAAGCAUAGCGAGAGUGUCGAGAAAUUGAUUGAAACAAGAAAAAUAAAACACUUUGUAAUUGUAAGUAACAAGAAAAAAGCGGAAAUCAUUAAGAUUAAAAAGUAAAAUAGUAAGAAAAAAUAAAUAUUUAAAAAAUAUUGAAAUCGUAA
Messenger RNA from Wyeomyia smithii (pitcher-plant mosquito), 12667 nucleotides. RefSeq names its product nascent polypeptide-associated complex subunit alpha, muscle-specific form (gene tay). The record is from RefSeq and is a predicted model, not a curated record. Lineage: Eukaryota; Metazoa; Arthropoda; Insecta; Diptera; Culicidae. Bases 2652 to 8204 code for a protein of 1850 amino acids. The transcript has 11 exons.